Peronospora matthiolae is the source of this 1245-nucleotide messenger RNA. Lineage: Eukaryota; Oomycota; Peronosporomycetes; Peronosporales; Peronosporaceae. The record is from the annotation of a GenBank genome assembly.
AUGCCUCGUCUGGCCGUGGCACUGCUCUCCGCUUCAGCCCUGAGCGCUCUCGUGUCUGUAUCAGCUUCGCCGCUACCUUCGCUGACGUUCAAACCCCCGUAUGAAGUAGUCGACUCGGAUGGCAAACGCCAGAUAUCGGACGGUUUCGUCUACGGCGGCGCUACGGACGUGAAGAAGAACUUUAUUCGACUGACAACGGACCGCCAGAGCAAGCGCGGCCAUAUUUGGACCAAGAGUUCCAUUGGCAAGGACGAGCUGGCUACUGUGAUCAAGUACCGGAUCCAUGGGCAGGGUAAAAAGUGGUUUGGAGACGGGAUCGGACUCUGGUUUACGCAGGAACCAGAGUGGAAAAACGGGGACAAUCACGGCUUUACAGACAAGUUUUACGGCUUUGGCAUUGUCCUGGACACGUUUCGUAACGUCGAGCAUCGCGGGGGUCACAAGGACGUGACGAUUCAGGUGAACGAUGGCCAGAAGGUCCUGGACGACUUGAAUGACGAGACGAAGGUUGGCUGUGACGCGGCGUUUCGCUACCACUCGAACAACGCGAGCUUUGACCCGGUCUUUAGCUCGUCGCAUAUCCGGGUGAUGGUUAAAGGCAACGUGCUUGAGGUAGAGGUCGAUCCGAGCAACUCGGGGACCUGGACAGCUUGUUAUAAGGGCGACCUGCCGUUCCCAUCCGACUGGCUGCGUCGUGCGACAUUUGGCAUCACGGCCUCGACGGGUGCAUUGGCGGACAACCACGACAUUCUGAGUGUGCAGUCGUUCGACGAAGCUAAUGACGAAGGAUUAUUUGCGGUGGACAGCGAGACGUGGUCGCACAACUACUCGAAGGAAUUCGAGUCGUUUGUGGAUGAUGCCGAUUGUAAACAGUCGUGUAAGGUGGCGAUCAUGGAGAAGUUUGUAGCGAACCUCCAGGUGGAGACUGAGCACUGGUUCGAGAUGUUGCGCGAGCAAACGGAGAACACGAUCAAGAAAUUGAGGGAGAAGGAGCGGCAGAAUCAGCACAAGAUCCAGGUGUUGGUGGACCGCAUGACGACCAUGAUGGACCAGAAGGUUGGCCAGAAGGUGGCGGAUAUGCGCUCGAGCGUGAAUGAGAAGAUUGCUACGGGCAUCGAAGGGGAGCUCGCGGUCGCGCAGUCGAGCUGGCGUCUGCCAUUCUUCAUCAUGGUCGUGCUGAUCGCUGUUGGUGUCGGCGUCGCGUACCAGAAGUACCGCAAGUUGGUCAAGAGUCAUUUGUACUGA